AUGGAGGAACAACAUCGACGCGCCGCUGCGGAGGUGAUCCGCAUUUGCCGGGAGCAGGGGCGCGCCAUCUCCCAGAUGCUGGCUGCGUACACAGUGCGGGCUGUCCUGCUGCAGAACAUGCAGAAGGAGGCCAAGCUGGAUGACACCGCCUGGGAGCAGUGCGUGCGAAGGGGGGUCGAGCUGCUGUCUCGAAAAGAGUCAGCAGCUACAGAGACACUGGCCUUACAAGUGGCUGUUGAUGCCACUUUCCUACGAGAAGGCCAAGCUGUCGAGGCAGAACAAGUCCAGCGAGACCAGACCGCCCAAAGCGCGCUGAACGAGGCAGUGCAGAUCAAGGUCGUGACCGAAAGGGAGGAGGCUGUGGCGCUACAGAAAGAACAGCUCAAGGUGUUUGAGUAUGUCGCGUUGAGAAAUGGGCUCCGAACAGGUUUAGCGGACACUCCAACCACGGCUGUUGCGGAAGCAGAAACGGCUGCCGCCCUGGAAAGCGUUUUCCCGUGGCACAACCUGAGGCGGUGGAUGACAUUUGGCAAGAAUGAGAAAGCGGCACAGCUGCAGGCAACCGCCGAAAAGUUUCCGUUCUCACUACAGGAGCUGGCAACGAUCACGCUGGGUAUCCGGGUCUUAAACAAGUUUCUGGGCAAGGGGGGCGUCGGGUUAGAGAUGGGGGCCAGCCAGUACCAGGCCCGGGGCAGGGCGCUCGCAGAGCGGCUGGACCAAGAGCUGACGUGGGUGGCCAAGCAGAUUGAGCAGGGGACGGCGGUGAUCAAUCACCGGGCGCAGCGCUACCGGACACAAGAAAAGGAGGUGAAGCUGCUCAGGGACGAGCUGGUGUACCGGUGUCAGUACCAGCAAAUGCUCGAGAACGUCGCCCGCGAGAACACGGAGGGCCUCGCCAUUGUGGCGGAGCUCGAAGCCAAGCAGGGCGAGAUGCAGGCCGUACUACAGGCGGCGAUCGGGACCAAGCACGCGGUGCCCAAGGAUACGGUGUUUCCGCACCUACACGCGCUCGGCACGCUCCACACGGUGCUCCUUGAGGAGAUGCGCGUCCUGGAGGCGCGCGAGGGCGCGGCCGGGGAGCUGCUGACGUGGCGGCAGCCGUUCCCGUCUCAGUACGGUUACGCCGACGUGCAAGAGGCGUACGGCCGGAGCGGGACCCCAGCGCCCCUUUUGCUGGACGACGCAGGCCCUCGGACGCCCGACGAUUUGGCGGCAGCCGAGGCAGCGUCCGGCAGUGCGCGCGUGCGGCCAGAUGACAUUCCGGCGGAAGAGGGGGCAGCGAUCGUCCCACAGCUGGCGGGGUUUUGUCCAGUGACGCUGGUCAGGCGGAACGGACUACCGUUACGAGGUAACCCGGGUCUAGGAUACGUCAAGUUCAGCGGGGCGCUAUACUCUUUUCUCGACGGCGACAGCCUGUCCCGCUUUGCCGCCAGUCCAGCUGCAUUUCUGGAGUCGGUCCAUGUCCUGGUCGCCACGCAUCCCCAGCUUGUCAGGCUCUUGGGCCUGCAGAGCUCCUUUCCCUCUCUGAACAUCCGGCAGAUUGCGCAGUCCCUCGCUGCGCCUCUGAAGUGCGACUUCGGCACGCAAACCCCGACGCACUUCGUGGAGAAGCAUUUGGAUCACAAGUACGAGUGGAACGAGUGGGCGCUGCGGCGGCGCGCGCUGCAGCUCGCGAACCUGCGCACCAAAGCCACGCACAGCGCGCAGACGAACCUGAGUCACUUCAGACGAGACGGGGAGACGCAGGUGCGGCUGCCCAAGGAGGCGGCCACGCAGAGUGGGAUUGCUGGGACCAACAAGAUGACCAAAAAGCUCAGACUCAGAGUCCAGAGUUGGAUCAGACUCGAGGGCCGCGGGGGCAUCAUCAAAGAUUCAUCAUGGAUGAAUCCCUCAGCAGAAGUUGAGCACCACUCGCAAGACGCCGCUCCUGCAGAGGGCUGCAUGCGAUGCUAG
This is a messenger RNA of Klebsormidium nitens, 1953 nucleotides long. Lineage: Eukaryota; Viridiplantae; Streptophyta; Klebsormidiophyceae; Klebsormidiales; Klebsormidiaceae. The record is from the annotation of a GenBank genome assembly.